Messenger RNA from Photinus pyralis (common eastern firefly), 1126 nucleotides. RefSeq lists its product as uncharacterized. NCBI's taxonomy places the organism in Eukaryota, Metazoa, Arthropoda, Insecta, Coleoptera, Lampyridae. The record is from RefSeq and is a predicted model, not a curated record. The transcript has a single exon. Bases 157 to 723 code for a protein of 188 amino acids.
UACCGUACCGAUAUUGCAUUUUAUUAUGCGAACAGCCCAUGUGCCAGAUUUUUGUCCAUGUAGGUCACCCACCCAUGCCAUGGUCAGUUUGCAAUCCGUACUGCUAUUAAUUUUAUUUCAAUCAAUUGCAUUAGUCGACCGUCACCCAUAACAACAAUGAGAUCCUUUGCCUUUCUAGUGGUUAUUCUCUGUCUACUAGCAAUAAGCCACACAGUGCGGUUGAACAACGCAAAACCACCGCUACUAAUUCGCCUGGGAUUUUUAAACCCCCAACCCUCCGUUAGUAAAUUCCCGCCGGUACUCGAGUUCGUCGUCCAGCAAAUCCAAUCGUACUUUUCCAAUUAUGUUUACGAAGAUUUGAGUCGACCGGCCACGUGGGAUACGCAGGUGUACACCACCGAAGUGCCGCCGGAUGAAGUUCCAAUUGAAGCGGUGAGUCAAAACGAAACAAUUGUUUAUAACGUUACCGGCGUCGGCGAAGGAAAUGUGACGGUUAGUGUGGACGAAUAUGAGGAAGAGGAUCCGGACGGCGUCGAGCCGGUCGAGUUGCUUUUCGAGAAAAUUCCAAUAAAUCCCGAAAGUUUUAAUAUGUCAAAACAAGCAGUGGCAACUAAUAAUUCUAAUAUUUAUGUGGGGGUAGUUGUCAUUAAUAUUGCAAAUGCUAACGUCAGUAUAAGAAAGAGUCAAAAUGGAGGAGGCGAAACAAAAAAUUCAUCAGUGUAGUGGUUAUACUAUCCAUCAAAAGUUGUAGUUUGGGAGGAGGCACCCCAAGAGGAUGCUAAAAUGUGGAAGAAUUGUGAAAUGGUGGUAGCGGCGAAGGCAGCACCUGACAACCCUUUAAAUAGAGUUAGUUCUUCUGUUCAGGUACAGACUUGAGAUAAAAAAUAUAGGGUUUCCUCAAGAUGAUGAUGAUCCUACGUGGAAACGGAUUUUUAGACCAAACAUAAUAUUCUCCAUAUUUCAUCACUUUAUUUAAUUCGCAACUCCCUCCCUUACUAUAAACCAAAAUUGUACAACGUUACUUGUACAUGUAUUUCGUAGAUCGCUGUCAUGGAUUUACAUUAGUUUAUUAUUUAAGAUUAAUUGUAUAGAACAAUCCGAAAUUUGUUAAGUUAGGUCCUUUUUA